This is a messenger RNA of Lottia gigantea (owl limpet), 858 nucleotides long. RefSeq lists its product as hypothetical. The annotation marks the transcript as partial. Lineage: Eukaryota; Metazoa; Mollusca; Gastropoda; Lottiidae. The transcript is spliced from 3 exons. The record is from RefSeq and is a predicted model, not a curated record. Gene Ontology annotation, cellular component: extracellular matrix.
UGUAAAGCUACCGGUGACCCCCAUUACCGAACCUUUGAUGGCAAAAAAUACAAUUUCCAAGGAGAUUGUACCUAUGUCCUCGUUCAAUCUAUUGACGAAAGCGGUUUGGAUCCAUUUAUUGUAAAAGCCAACAACUACAAGAAAAAACCAACGGCUAGAGUAUCUUAUACCAGAUGGGUUUCAUUAGACUACGCCGGCCACACGUACAAACUGGACUGGAAGAGGAAAUUAAUCAUUGAUGGUCAAAGAACGUGUGCACCAUACGAAGAUGAAGAGGUGGGUAUUAGUAUCGAACAAUGUGGUAAUGAUUUAGUUAUCAAAACGAAAUUCGGAUUAGAAGUGAGAUACAAUGGUAUGCACAACGCCUACGUAUUGGCCAGCACUAAACUCAUGCAUAAAGUAGAGGGUUUAUGUGGUAAUUACAAUGGUAAAAGCAGCGACGAUCUGAGACUCAGGGCCAACUUCCCGGGAACAGCAAGUGUAUCCCAAACCGAUAACUUUGGUAACAGUUGGGUAACCAAUGACGACAACGAAGACAGCCAAAAGUGUAAAAUCGCUAUUACUAAUGAGGAAUGUCCAGAAAACGAGCAAAAGAGAUUGAAAGUUGAUAAAAACGGAUGCGGAUGGCUGUUUGACCAAAAUUCCCCAUUUAAAUUAGCCGCAAUUAAAGCUGGCUCUCCUCCUGAAUUUGAUGCAGCUGCCGAGGAUUGUGUUUAUGAUGUGUGCGCUGAUAAAGAUCAUGAAAAAGUCCGCUGUGAACAAUAUAACGAAGUCUACAAAAUGCUGUUAGGUCUUGGACAAACGGUUAAAAAUUGGCGAGAUAUUACUAAGUGUCGUAAGUUGAAACCAAAUCUUUAA